Messenger RNA from Ostreobium quekettii, 1509 nucleotides. Lineage: Eukaryota; Viridiplantae; Chlorophyta; Ulvophyceae; Bryopsidales; Ostreobiaceae. The record is from the annotation of a GenBank genome assembly.
AUGCCCAUCGCCGGCAAACCCACCCGCGCGCGCACCUCGGCGCCCAAGGCCAAGACAGCCGCCGCGGGGAUCGCAGUCGCCGAUCGCCUGCGGGCAUCGCCACCGCGUCGACGGGGAGAACGGAUCUGCGGCAUUCGAUCGGAGGCAUCGGCAUCGGGGGGGGAUGGGGCUGCCGGGGAUUGGCGGGCUUCGGCGGGCGACGGGGCGCCGGCGUUCUCCGAGGAGGACAGGGCUCAGGUCCGAGCCAGCCUGCUUAGCUGGUACGAUGGCUGCCAUCGGCAGCUUCCAUGGAGGAGGAACCUGCACUCGAAGCUGGAGGGAACCAGAGGGGAAGCUGCUUCUGCCGAUCUGGAUCCACAGGCAUUUGCAUACAUGGUGUGGGUGUCAGAGGUGAUGCUUCAGCAGACUCAGGUGGUCAAUGUGGUGAAGUACUUUAAACGGUGGAUGGAGAAGUGGCCCACACUGGAGGCCCUUGCAGCUGCGUCUCUGGAGGAGGUUAAUGAGCUGUGGGCUGGACUGGGAUACUACCGCCGUGCCGCAUUCCUCCUCAAGGGCGCCAAGCACCUGGUGGACGAACUGGGCGGCGCAUUUCCGGAGACUGCAAAUGAGCUGAAAAGGAUCCCAGGUAUCGGACCCUACACAUCGGCUGCCGUUGCCUCGAUCGCCUUUGGUGAGUGUGCCGCGGCUGUCGAUGGGAAUGUCAUCCGCGUCGUCUCACGACUUCGUGCACUGAGUGGCGAUCCCAAAAAGCUGACGGCCACACAUGCCGUCCUGGCAGGCGAGCUGCUUGACAAACAGCGGCCAGGUGACUUCAAUCAGGCCAUGAUGGAGCUGGGUGCGACGAUCUGCAAGCCCACCAACCCGCUGUGCGACAGCUGCCCCGUCAGCGCACAGUGCAGCGCCCUGGCUCGAGUCCGGAGCCACUUGGCAGGUGGGGGACGCCCAGACAAGCCAAACGCCCCCCGUGUGACCGACUUCCCUAGUGCCACCGAAAAGUUGGCAAAGCGUGAAGAGGUCGUGGCAAUGUGUGUGCUGAAGAUGGUGCCUCGGGAGGGGCAGAGAGGAAGGUACAUGCUACUGAAGAGGCCCGCCAGCGGGCUACUCGCCGGCCUUUGGGAAUUUCCGACCAUCCCCAUCGAAGGAGGAGACACCACAUGCACACACCGGCAGUCCAAAAUGGAUGAGUACCUUCAGGCUGGGUGUGGCACGCCAUUGGGCAAGCCGCCGAAAAAGCUCAAAGUGCUGCGGAGGCACGACGUGGGGACAGCCGUGCACCUGUUUAGUCAUAUUCGGAUGACCAUGCACGUGGAGAUGCUGGUGGUGGAGGGGGGCCAGGAAGCGGCGGAGGCCGCAGAGAAGGCGGGGGUCAGGUGGGUGGCGGAGGGUGAGAUGGGCAGCUUUGGGCUGACCACGAUGGUGAGGAAGGCGUUCAAGUUGGCUGAAGACAGGAAGAGGGAAGGUACUGACAUGAUGCAGUACCUCAAAGGGAACAAGAGACAGGCGAGAUGA